Molecule: messenger RNA, 2436 nt
Organism: Penicillium alfredii
Lineage: Eukaryota; Fungi; Ascomycota; Eurotiomycetes; Eurotiales; Aspergillaceae
Product: ZZ type zinc finger domain protein
Exons: 4
Coding region: 1-2436 (811 amino acids)
Molecular function (GO): zinc ion binding
Source: RefSeq, a predicted model, not a curated record
AUGGCCACUUCAGUUCUCCCGUCUCACCCGGUCCCAGACCACUUGAUCACAAUCAAGGCCCUCUAUAACGACAAUAACCGUCGCUUCAAACUCCCUCUCAAGGACCUCAAGGCCCAAGUGUUCCCACAGAAGCUCCGCUCGCUUCUCGGCGUUCCGGCGGAUGUCAACGUCAUUCUUGAACGUUAUUCCGACAGCGCCGGCUCCUACAUUCGUCUGGACUGUGACAAUCCUGCAGUUUACAAACAACUGCACCGUGCUGCCAAAGCCAAGUCCAAGCUUCGGGUCAAGGUCACCACGGUCAACCCUUCGGUGCCUACGCCGAUUGACACCUCACCGCCCGUGCAACCCUCACCGAACCAACAGAACCCUCAGAGAAACAAUUAUCUUGAGACGGUGCUCAGCUCACCCAUCCCUGUUUCUCGCCCUGAGGCCCGUCUCCCCAGCAUGUCUGAUCCAACACCUACUGUCGACAUCGGCGAAAGCCAGCCAAAGCCACAGCCGGCCAGCCAGCCGCUCUACCGUGACUUUGAGAUAGAACAAGACAAGCAGCGCUUCCCGGUCAUUCCCCACAACUCCCCGAAUGGGAUGUUCUGUAUUGACUGUAAUAACUGUGGCCGCUCCAUCGCAAAUGAGCAUUACCACUGCAGUAUCUGCGAGCGUGGGGACUACGACCUGUGCCCGCAGUGUGUGGAUGCAGGGGCAUCAUGCCGAGGCGAUGGACAUUGGCUGAUCAAGAGAGUCGUCGAGGACGGUUUGGUGACCAACAGCACAACGGAGACCAUUCCUCCGCGGGCUCCCCAAGUGCAGGAGAGUAAGCCCAAGCCGCCCCAGGCCGAGGCAACGCCUGAGCCAGUCCCCGAGAUGGUAGACACGUCGGCUCCGACCGAUGUGACCGUUCACGGAGAAGAGAAGCCAAUCUGCAAUGGCUGCUGUCGUGAAGCUGACGAAAGCAACUUGGUCCGCUGCGAUGUCUGUGAGGACUACGACCUGUGUCUCCGUUGUCUCUUGAGAAACAAACACGGCCACCACCCUGCUCAUACCUUCCAGCUGGGUACGGACCGAAACUUCUGCCUCAAGAACUUGAUCAUGUCUCGUUGCCUUCCGGGUCGGCAGUUCAAACACGCGGCUGUUUGUGAUGGCUGCGAUAAGCGCAUCAUGGGCACCCGCCACAAGUGUCUGUCCUGUCCUGACUGGGACUAUUGUGCGGAAUGUAUCGUGAACGCCCACGAGCAUCACCCGCAUCACCGGUUCGUUCCCAUCUACGAACACCUCGAGGGUCCACGCCUUGAUCAUGAGAUCCACUAUGGUAUUUUCUGCGACGGCCCCCUGUGCAAGGACAAGCCGGCCCAGAGCUACAUCACUGGCGUGCGCUACAAGUGUGCCGUGUGUGAGGAUACCGAUUUCUGUGCCAACUGCGAGGCCCACCCGCAUCAGCAUCACAACCGUACUCACCCCCUGGUUCAAUUCAAGACUCCAGUCCGCAGCGUGACGGUGAGCACUAUCCAGGACGACGGUCCUAAGGGGACGGUCGCCUUGGGCGAUAAUGCCCCCGUCAGUACUCCGCCCGCGGCGGACAUGGAGGACGUCGUAGAGGAGCUCCCAGUAAGAGAGGAACAACCCGUGGAGGUGGGUGUCAACAUGCCCGCUGAGACGGUCGAGAAGACCAAGCCGGCCCCGACCCCGGUGUCGCAGCCACUCAGCACUGAAGCGGUGGCUACCAUCCGAGACGACCCCGCGACCAAUUAUCAGGCCUACUUCAUCCGUGACACUAUCACCGAUGGUAGUAAGCUGCCUCCUAGCACGACUUUCAACCAGACGUGGACUCUCUACAAUCCUGGGCCUUACGCAUGGCCGGCUGGCAGCGACGUUCGCUUUGUCGGUGGAGAUACCAUGUUCAACGUUGAUGCGACUCAUCCCUCCAGCGUGGAGUCCAUCCGAUCGGCGAUGGAAAGCAACAAGCUUCCUGUUCCUCUGGAGGUUGGUCAGAGCGCCGACUUCACUGUGACAUUGCGCACCCCUCGUCGUGCGGGAGCGGCCAUCUCGUACUGGCGUCUGAAGCUUCCCAACGGCAUGCCUAUUGGCCACCGACUGUGGUGCGAUGUCCGGGUGCAAGACGUCCCAUCGCCUGCAGUCUCGGAGCCUACCCCCACCGAGAAGGAAACUGAUGCGACCUCGAAGUCUGAGACCAUUGGUCGGGACAUGAUCUUCCCCAAACUGGACAAGGAGUCUCCAGAGACUAGCACCCACGAGGCUGCAGUCCCGGCGCCCCAGGCCCCAACGCUGUCCAACCCCUCGGAGGGUGAUGUUCUUGAGGACGUGGAAAGCUUGACCUUGGACGAAGCCGAUACUGACGCGGGCUUCCUGACCGACGAGGAGUAUGACGUUCUCGAUGCCAGCGAUCAGGAAUUUUUGGACGCCAAACAGUCUGUGAAAUAG